This is a messenger RNA of Acomys russatus (golden spiny mouse), 709 nucleotides long. RefSeq names its product fibronectin type III domain containing 5 (gene Fndc5). NCBI's taxonomy places the organism in Eukaryota, Metazoa, Chordata, Mammalia, Rodentia, Muridae. The coding region runs from base 23 to 652 and encodes 209 amino acids. Gene Ontology annotation, biological process: positive regulation of brown fat cell differentiation. The record is from RefSeq and is a predicted model, not a curated record. Gene Ontology annotation, molecular function: protein binding. The transcript is spliced from 6 exons.
GCCGCCUGGCGCAGGAGCCGCCAUGCCCCCCGGGCCGUGCGCCUGGCCGCCCCGCGCCGCUCUCCGCCUGUGGCUGGGCUGCGUCUGCUUCGCGUUGGUGCAGGCGGAUAGCCCCUCUGCCCCCGUGAACGUUACCGUCAGGCACCUCAAGGCUAACUCGGCAGUGGUCAGCUGGGAUGUCCUGGAGGACGAGGUUGUCAUCGGGUUUGCCAUCUCUCAGCAGAAGAAGGACGUGCGGAUGCUGCGCUUCAUUCAGGAGGUGAACACCACCACCCGGUCCUGUGCCCUCUGGGAUCUGGAGGAGGACACAGAGUACAUCGUUCACGUGCAGGCCAUCUCCAUCCAGGGCCAGAGUCCGGCUAGUGAGCCCGUGCUCUUUAAGACCCCGCGAGAGGCCGAGAAGUUGGCCUCUAAGAACAAAGAUGAGGUGACCAUGGAGGAGAUGGGGAACGUUCAGCAGCUGCGAACGGGCGAGGUGCUGAUAAUCGUCGUGGUCCUCUUCAUGUGGGCAGGUGUUAUAGCCCUCUUCUGCCGCCAGUAUGACAUCAUCAAGGACAACGAACCCAAUAACAACAAGGAAAAAACCAAGAGCGCAUCAGAAACAAGCACACCGGAGCACCAGGGCGGUGGUCUCCUCCGCAGCAAGAUAUGAAACCUUUCCAGCGCUUGCUCUGAGCAGCUCAGAAGACAGUAGAGAAUGUGCGAGGAC